Molecule: messenger RNA, 1233 nt
Organism: Fusarium graminearum PH-1
Lineage: Eukaryota; Fungi; Ascomycota; Sordariomycetes; Hypocreales; Nectriaceae
Exons: 1
Coding region: 1-1233 (410 amino acids)
Biological process (GO): positive regulation of transcription by RNA polymerase II
Cellular component (GO): nucleus
Molecular function (GO): DNA-binding transcription factor activity; transcription cis-regulatory region binding
Source: RefSeq, a predicted model, not a curated record
AUGGAGUUCUUUGCCGGUUCAGUCAACCCUCCUAUUAUCGCCGAGGUCGAGACUCAGAAGAAAUGGAUUUCCAUGCGACAAAUCGUCAUCGGGAUGGCCAAUGUCUCCCCCAUGGUCCGACACGCAAUUUUGGCUUUUUCGAAUCUUUUACUUUCUAGGAAAGACGGCAACUGGACUAUGAGCGACGAUGAUCAUUACCAGCGUGGCGUUGCCGAAGUUGCAAGCCAUGAUGGUGCGCCUAUGUCUGAACACAGCCGUGAACGUGAGCAUCUUCUCGCAGCCUUAUUCUUUCUCAGCUAUAUCGAUAUACUGGAGAGUCGUCUCGAUGCCGCGCAUUCGAACCUAAAGCGUGCCUACACUCUUUUCCAGGCGAGUAACAAGCACGGCUUGACGCAAGUGGAGAAGCAAUUGCUUCUUUGGAUACGGCUCCUCGAUGGGCGAGCAGUAUCUGCUGGGGGCGAUGGUCUAUUUCUCACUAAAGAUGAUGAGGUCCUUUUGGUGGAAGCAUCACCGGCAAGUUUCGAUGGAGAAACCGACGACAUGUCAAAGAACGACCCUGCGGAAGAUAUCGAGGAUGUACUAUUCCAGGUGUUAUAUCAACCUGGUGUUGUGUUUUAUCAAAAAGUCCAGAGUUUUAUGGGCAGGAUCUCCAAGAUUGACCCAUGGCAUCGAUCGCGUGGUACGGUUGAAGACGAAAUCGAGGUUAUGAAUAUCGGCACUAUCAUAGCGGCCGACUUACGCACUCUGUACGAACAUCGACCACCACUGAUGGACUAUGCUGUAGCAGGCAAGUUGACGCAGCCUCACGUCUCAAAACAUCUGGCGUUUGUCAUCACAAGAGCCUUCCGAACAUACCUUUCGAACUAUUACGCCAGCAAAGUGCAUCUCCAUCGCGUUGCCUACAAAAGUCUGCCUCUAACGAAAGAGGCGUCUGAAGCUUUGGACCAGAUCCGGAAGCUCGCCCGGCAGAUUGUGGCUGACCUGGAUGCUGAUGAUACACUUCCAAUCAAUAUGCUAUGGCCUCUUUUGAUGUUGGGUGUAGAAGAGCAAGACGCUAGCGAAAAGGCAUGGAUUAAAACACAAAUUCUCAGAAUGGAGAAAGUUGCUGGCAACGCACGCAUCACGGCGCAAGUGCUGGAGGAAGUCCAAGCUCGGCAAGACGCGGCCAAAGCACGCAUGGAUAUUCGGUCUGUGAUGCAUGAGGUAUUCAACUCAAGCUUUGCAAUCGUCUAA